ACGCAUGCGCAGAGAGCGCGGCGGGGUGUGUCCGGAGCCCGCGCACUGCUCGCCGCGGGUCCCGAACACAAGAUGGCGGCAGCGGCUGCCAGGGUGAGGCGGCAGCGGGAUGGCGGCUGUGAGCGGAGCGGCCCCCAACACCCCCAGGCUCCGGCCGCAGCCCUGCCUCUGGGCCAGCGCGGCCCCGUGCCGGUAUGAGGCUCUCGCCCUCCUCCGCGGCCGCCCGGCGGACGGAAGGAGCCUGCGAGGCAAACCCCGGUACUGACUGCUAGCCCCCAGCUGCCUGGCCGCAAGGUGGACUGCACGCCGCCGGAUGCCUCCUUGCCACUUGUAGCAGAGACGCCGCCCCUGCCAGCGCGGCCGCCCCUCGCCUGCUGCUGCUGCUGCUUCAGGGUCGUCUGCCGAAGCCAGCCAGAAACCCUUCUCUCCAGUCCUGGGAGCUGCAGCCUUUUGUGUCAGGGAGCCAGCCCCCUUGCAAAUGGUGAGAAAUGGCCAAUGAGAAUCACGGCAGCUCCAAGGAAGAAGCUGCUCUGAUGAGCCACUCCCCUGGCACCUCCCACCAGAGCCAGCCAAGCUCCCCAGAACCUGUCCGGCUGGUGCAGGAUUUGCCAGAUGAGCUGGUGCAGGCUGGCUGGGAGAAGUGCUGGAGCAAGAGAGAGAACCGCCCGUACUAUUUCAACCGCUUCACCAACCAGUCACUCUGGGAGAUGCCGCUUUUGGGGCAACAUGACAUCAUUUCUGACCCUCUGGGUCUGAACGCAGCUCCAAUGCCUGCCGAAGGGGGAACUGGCGAUGCAGGUGCUGAAAGCAAGGUGCGGAAACGGAGGCUUUCUGAGGAGGUUCAGCCCAGUGGCAACAGCGUGAAGAAGGCCAAGGUAGGCCUGGUGGAUGUCUCGGGAAACCCGCCGAGUCAGCCAGCCCCUAACUCUUCCACUGCCCCUGGGACUCCUCUGUUGAAGAUGUGGGGUAUCUCUUCUGAAGACAAGCAGAUGGCUCUCUUACGACCAACUGAAGUCUACUGGGACUUGGACAUCCAGACGAACGCAGUGAUUAAGCAGAGGGCGCCCUCCGAGGUGUUGAGCCCCCACCCAGAAGUGGAGCUUCUCCGAUCCCAGCUGAUGCUGAAGUUGCGCCAGCACUACCGGGAGCUCUGCCAGCAGCGAGAGGGAAUCGAGCCUCCACGAGAAUCCUUCAACCGCUGGAUGCUGGAGCGGAAAGUGGUGGACAAAGGGAUGGAUCCCCUCUUGCCGAGCAACUGUGAGCCAGUCGUCUCUCCUUCCAUGUUCAGAGAGAUCAUGAAUGACAUUCCCAUCAGAUUGUCCCGAAUCAAGUUCCGUGAGGAAUCCAAGCGCCUGCUUUUCAAAUAUGCUGAGGCUGCAAAGAGGCUCAUUGAAUCCAGGAGUGCCUCUCCAGACAGCAGGAAGGUGGUGAAGUGGAACGUGGAGGAUACCUUCAGCUGGCUGCGCCAGGACCACUCUGCCUCGAAGGAAGACUACAUGGACCGCCUGGAGCACCUGCGCAAGCAGUGUGGGCCCCACGUGUCUGCUGCAGCCAAGGACUCUGUGGAGGGCAUUUGCAGCAAGAUUUACCACAUCUCUCUGGAGUACGUCAAGCGCAUUCGCGAGAAGCACCUGACUAUCCUCAAGGAGCACAAUAUACCUGUGGAGGCAGAGGCCCCAGAGGUGCAGGACCGCCUUGUCUACUGCUACCCGAUGCGGCUGGCCAUCCCUUCCCCCCCGCUGCCAAACGUGGAGAUGCACGUGGAGAACAAUGUGGUGUGUGUGCGUUAUAAAGGCGAGAUGGUGAAAGUCAGCCGCAACUACUUCAGCAAGCUGUGGCUGCUGUAUCGGUACAGCUGCAUUGACGACUCUGGCUUCGAACGUUUUUUGCCAAGGGUUUGGUGCCUUCUCCGCAGAUACCAGAUGAUGCUUGGUGUUGGCCUCUAUGAAGGAACUGGCCUGCAGAGGGCGCUUCCGGUGCAGGUCUUCGAAGCCCUCCACAAGCUCUUCGGUGUGAGCUUUGAGUGUUUCGCCUCCCCCUUGAACUGCUACUUCAAGCAGCACUGCUCGGCCUUCCUAGACACAGAUGGGUAUUUUGGAUCAAGGGGUCCCUGCCUGGAUUUCUUCCCCAUCAGUGGCUCGUUUCAGGCAAACCCUCCAUUCUGUGAGGAGCUGAUGGAUGCCAUGGUGUCCCACUUUGAGAAGCUGCUGGAGACCUCCAAUGAGCCUCUGUCCUUCAUUGUCUUCAUCCCGGAGUGGCGGGAUCCCCCGACACCAGCUCUGACUCGCAUGGAACAGAGCAGGUUCAGGCGGCAUCAGCUUAUCCUGCCUGCCUUUGACCACGAAUACCGCAGCGGCUCCCAGCAUGUUUGCAAAAAGGAGGAGAUGUACUACAAAGCAGUGUACAACACAGCCAUCAUCUUUCUGCAAAACAACUCUGGCUUUACCAAGUGGGAGCCCACCCCAGAGAGGCUGCAGGAGCUUGUCACGGCCUGUAAGCCCUCGGGACGGGCCCUUGCCUCGUCUGCCUCCUCAUCGUCAUCCUCUUCCUCCUCUGCUUCAGACAAGGACCGAGAGACAGUUCAGGACCAGAGCGCCAGCCAGGAGACAGCCCCUCAUUAGCAAACUUGCUGGGCUGACUGGCGGCAGUGGGAGAGAGCCCUGCUCCAAGAGGAGGUGAAGAAGGUUGGCCCCAAAGCACUGGAGGUGGGGACCAGCUGCGCAGCUUUUGCCUUCCUCUCCGGUUCUGCCCGCCCUCUUGAGGGGACAUCGCAUCCCAUGCGCCCUGCCCGGAAGGGCAGGCUCCUCACCUCCUGGAGUUGUGCCCAGCAAGGAAGUUCCUGCUGCUCUCUCUGUUGCUACAGCUCCCACAAAGACCCCGCUCGAGCUGAGGCAGGCGGUAGGGACAGCCGGCUGAGGGUCUACAGCAUUUGGGGGCAAAGGGAUGGCCCAGCGCCACCACAGGACCUGGCCGCCUGUCCCAAGCAGGAAGCGUGGAUGGAGGGAAGCAGGCUGUGCCGCGCUGUGCACUGUGGCGAUCACUCUGGCCCCGCUGUGUGUCUGUUCUGUAAAUGCGUGUCCGUGCGGUGACUCUGCUCGCCGAGGGCCAUUCUGUUGCCUCUCCCGUGUUUUCCCCAGGUGUACCAGUCGCGUGUUUCACUGACGCUGUUUACUGUCAAUUGUGGAGCAGAGGAGUUCCCUUUUGUGCGCGCGUGUACAGAGGUCUUGGCUGCCAUUUUUGUAGUCAUCACAGUUCCUGUCUGAAGAUUCGGGCUUUCUUGGUGGGGGUUUGUGUUUUUUAAGGAUUUAAUUUAACAGUGCUAACCAUUUUAUUACUUUUAUCAAGAGCAAAGGAAAGUCUAUUUUUGAUUUUGUUUCCUAGUUCUUAGGAACAUUAAAACCAGCAUUAUGGUGUCCCAAGGCCUUGGUGCAUUUCCUAUGUAAGCUUGGGUCUGGGGCAACAGUCCCCAAAAAGUUAACCCACAAAAUAGUUGCCUGUAGAAUUGAAUCCACUGGGGGUACCUGGACAUGCCAAGGGCAUAUAGACCCUAUUAGGCUCCUCUUAGGUGAGAGGAUGAGCGCUGAGUGAGAGUGCAUUUGUGUAUGAGACAGAGAGAGAAAGGAGGUGGGGUGGGUGGGUUUGGUUUUUGCCUGCUAACUGCUCAGCUGGCCUGCAGAGCUUGCUCUAAGGGUGUAGAAAGGACAAGGUGGGUAGCGGUGUGUGUGAAGUUGACAUUCUCGCCCCUAAUACGAUCAGUAUACAUACCUCUACUUUCAGACUAGAAACCACAGUUGCUUUGAUCUGCCCAUCUCUUUCACGUGCACGUACACAAGUGGUCCAUUUCUUCUUUUCUUGGCUUCUGCACCCUGAACCUGAUCCACCCGCCCUUUGAGAAGGUUUUUUGCUUGAACCAUUUAAACCUGUUAGCAAGAAGCUGCCUAAGACAGACUGGAUCUCUGCUCCUCAUUGGACUGGAGACUGAUAGAUUAUGAAGCCUUGGUGGCUACUAAAAUCAUCCAGGCUUGUAGUGGUGUUGAGAGCACGUAACUAGUGACCGUGGUCUAGGGCAGUUGGAUGCUUCCGUCUGAAGCUGCUGGGAAGGGCUUCUAGGAUGUGGACCUUGAUUUUGCAUGCUUUUGCAAGGGCAAACUGUCUUGGCUGCACAGGGAGUGCUGGGCAUGGGAGAAGAAGGUUAAACCCCCCUCUGGUACAACAGAUCACUGUCCCCAUGCUGUUAAUAGCAGCUUGGCUGCAUUGGCAGUGCUGGGGGGGGGAGAGAGAGAGUUUAAACCACCAUCAUCACCCCAGAGUUAACCUAGUGCAGCCAAGAGUUGCCUUCUUGUGCCUUAGUGGAUAAAAUUCCUCACUGUUCCUAUUCUAUUGAUUAUAUCACAUCCUUUCUCCGAAAAAGUCAUCAUGGAGCAUAUGCAAGGUUAUUCUGGUUUUACAAGAGCCCAGAGGGAGUGAGGGGUUGGUUUCUUGAUGGGUUUCAAGCCACCUUCACCCCUGUGAACACGCAACAUUCCCUGUGAACAUACUUGCCUCUCUUUUCUAGGUUUCUAGUUAUGGGUGAGCAUUGAAUCAGCUAGAAAUGGUGUGUAGUAUACAUUGAGUAAAUAAAAAAUGAGGGCAAUUCACCUUUCUGUUGCAGGGAGCGUGUGGGCCACACAUCUUUUAGAAAUAAUGUAACAAUUUUCUUUAAUCUGUAAACUGAAUACAACCAUGAUUGUG
Rhineura floridana is the source of this 4731-nucleotide messenger RNA. It is a transcript of the gene PCIF1, whose product is annotated as phosphorylated CTD interacting factor 1. The record is from RefSeq and is a predicted model, not a curated record. The transcript has 17 exons. Gene Ontology annotation, molecular function: mRNA (2'-O-methyladenosine-N6-)-methyltransferase activity; RNA polymerase II C-terminal domain binding. NCBI's taxonomy places the organism in Eukaryota, Metazoa, Chordata, Lepidosauria, Squamata, Rhineuridae. Gene Ontology annotation, cellular component: nucleus. Bases 489 to 2621 code for a protein of 710 amino acids.